This is a messenger RNA of Pistacia vera, 1822 nucleotides long. RefSeq lists its product as uncharacterized. The transcript has a single exon. The coding region runs from base 336 to 1655 and encodes 439 amino acids. Lineage: Eukaryota; Viridiplantae; Streptophyta; Magnoliopsida; Sapindales; Anacardiaceae. The record is from RefSeq and is a predicted model, not a curated record.
CUGGCACUGAAUCAGGAGGUUCUAAAACUUGCAAGGAGCUGCAAAGCAAAACCGCGUUAAUGGGAAGGCAUUUCAUGUCUACUUGCUCCAUGUGACUCCUCUCAUCUAGUGUCUACUUUUGCAUUAAAGUCUUCAACUCUCCGGUUCUUGUCCACAGUUCUUUAUAUAUUUAUAUAUAUGCAUAUAUAAAUAUACUUUCUCUCUCCCUUACACUCACUCUGACUGUCUUACUUAAAAUCUCCUCAGUCAUUAGAUCCAAGCCACUCUCUAUCUACCUAGCUAACUUUGAAGCAUCCUUAAUUUGGAUCUUCAAAGCUAUUCCUAGAUUUCACAAAAUGAUCAUCAACUCAUCUUUCAUGUACUUCUUCAGUUUCAGAACAGUACUUCUUUUGUUUCUUUUCUCUACUUCUAUUCUUGUUGUGUCUGUCUCUUCUGAUGAAUUCCAUCAGCAGCAGCAGCAGCAGCUUCAGAAUAAGCAAUUUCUUGGUGGCAGAAGAUCACUGUUUGAGAUUGAUGAAUUUGAGCAGCCCCAGUCCCAGAAGCCAAAAAAGAAAAGCACUUCUUCUUCUUCUUCUUCAUCAUCUUCCACCAAGAAUCAAACCAAACUUAUUAAACCUAGCUUAUCUACAAAACCCAAAAACCAAACCAAACUCAUCAAGACUAACAUUUCUUCCAAGAACCAAACCAUCAAGCUUCAGAAAUUGAAAUCUUCAAAUUCCACAAAGCCAACUCUCACCAAUUCAUCAAAAUCUGACCUCAAAAAGCUGAACUCACCCACUUCAAAGCCAUUGAAAACCUCAGAUCCACUCAAAAACAAAACAAAAAUUCCCACAAAACAAACACAAACCCUUCUAGAAAAGAAAGAAACAACAAAACCAAAACCAAAACCAAAACAAGAAAAACAAAUCCCCAAACAGAAACAGAAACAACCCAGUUGGCUCGAGGAUGAAGACGACGAUUUGGUAUCAGAAUUCAGAGACCUCCCCACCAAAUUUCAACGGACUUUAUUGCCAGACCUCGAGAGAAUCUCAACGACCUCAAAAGCUUACUUGGACAAGUACAACAAAGAAAUCACAAAAGGGUUUAAGCCCUUUGUUGGUCACAAAUACGCUUCCACGAUUGCUUCCAUAUGCUCUUUUCUUUUCAUUUUAGUCCCUCUGGUUUUAGUUUCUCUUAUUUUCAACCGCAUCAAGGCUUAUUUUUCUAUCCAAAAGAUCCUCAUUUUCAUCCAAGUUUACCUCGCAAUCUACUUCUCGAUCCUUUGCCUAUCGGCUCUGGUCACGGGCCUGGAGCCGCUGAAGUUUUUCUACGCUACAUCGCAGUCCACGUAUGUGUGUUUACAGGUUCUUCAAACGCUCGGCUACGUGUUGUACUUAUUGCUGCUUCUGAUGUAUUUGAUUCUCGUGUUUUCGACCGAUUGUGGGCUGGGCUCGAGGAUGUUGGGCCUGGCCCAAACGUUUGUGGGCUAUGCGGUUGGGCUUCAUUACUACGUGGCGGUGUUUCAUAGGGUGGUGCUUCAUCAACCGCCCAAGACGAAUUGGAAGAUUCAUGGGGUUUAUGCCACGUGUUUCCUUGUGAUUUGUUUGUUCGCUACGGCGGAGAGGAGGAAGAAGGCUUACUUAGAAGAAGGUGGUGAAGAGGGCAAGAAAAGCUAAGUUUUUAAUGUUAAUUAAAUUUCAAUUAAUUGAUUAAUUAGUUGGAUUAAAUUGCAUAAUGUAUAAUCUUAGCCAAUCAAAAGAGAGAAAAAAAAUUGUAAUAAUUAAUUUGAUUGGCUGAGAAAAUACAAAUAUUUUUCUUUAUCAUCCGCCUUUUUAUAAUUUUU